AUGAGCUCUGUGCCGUGACGUGUCUUCCAGCGUAUGAAAGCCAUGGCUCAAGCGAAGAGCGUGUUAGAUGAUAUCAAAAAGGAACUAGAAUGCCCGGUGUGCCAAGAGCAAUUCAGUGGGAGCAAUGAGCCGAAAAUUCUAAAAUGUCAACACACGUUUUGUAAAUCCUGUCUUAACGGCUGGCUACGACAGCAUGGCGGAGGAAGAUUGAGCUGCCCGAAAUGUCGAGUGAUUACCGAAUGUUCCACCAACAACAUUGAUUGCUUGCCAACCAACCUUGCUUGUAAAAAUCUAGGAGAUAUCUUAAAAACUCACAGUGGCUGGGAUAUCAGAUCACUACAGGAGAAUUUAUGCAAGUGCCAUAGGAAAAGUCUUGAAUAUUACUGCGAACAUUGCCAGAUUUGCAUAUGCUCUGACUGCGUCAUUGUCGAACAUCGGGAUUCGAACAAUCACAAGAUCUUGUCUGUAGAAGAAGGAGCGAAGAUACAGGCAGAAAUUAUCACAGAAGAACUGAGAUCUGUUGAAGCGAACACUUCGCAUUUGAUGAGCGAUAUUGCUACUUUAGUGGAAAGAAGAGAGAAAUUUAACACUGGUAUAGAUCAGGCGACGAUAGAGGUCCGUAACGUGGCUGAAAGGUGCAUAUAUUUGAUUCACCGACAUGAAGCAAGCGUGACGGAGCAGCUGGCGAGGGAGAGAUCGCUUAGCGAUGAUGCUAUUUCCCAGGAGUUGUUGAAGCUGACUGAGAAACUGGAGAAAAUGACUAGCGCUGCUAUUCGUGGUAGAGCGAUUCUUGAAAACCAUAACAUAGACGAAAUGAUAAAUAUAAAACAAGUUCUCGAUGAAUUGAUCUCAGAGAAAGUCACACCAGCGCUUAAAUAUCCAGAUUUAAAAUACACCUCAUAUGCACUCCCUCGAAAUUUCACCACAGGGAAGCUGUUAAUAACUCGCACGGAACCUUCUUUGAGUGUCGCCACUGGUGAAGGCCUGACAAAGGGUAAACGGUCAGAAGAAGCUAAUUUUACCGUGACAACAAAGGAUGCAAAGGGUCAGACAACUUACAGCGAAAUGGACAAGGUCAUUGUUGAGGUUACUUCUGUACGGAAGGGAAUAAAAAACAUUUCAGUUGUGGUGAAGGACUUGAAAGACGGACGUUAUUCUGUUUCUUACACACCGAAUUCUUUUGGCGAAUUCAGGGUUUCAAUCAAAGUACGAGAUGAACCAAUUCGCGAGAGUCCCUUUAAACUGUUCAUUCACAACAACCCGAAGCAAGACUUCCUAGACUGGGCUUCUAAAUUUCAUGGCCCAGAGUUAUCAAAUCUGCAGUUAAAAGAAACUCAAGACGCAGAGAGAGGGUUGAGCCAACCCCAUACCUUUAAAAACAGUACCUUUACUGGCAGACCCCUAUAUCAAAGAAAAUCUUUCAGAUCAGAGGAAAAGAGAAGAGCUGCACUGGGUGAGUUUCAAAAUCAAGACACUCAUCAAAACAACAGGAGACAGCGAGACGACGCUUCAAGAGAACCUCCCUCUCCUCAAGAGCCUACCUCUGUGACAUCAGCCCAGUAUGGAUCACCCAUUCCCGAGCAAUGCACAAUCGAAGUAACCGGUUUGCCAGAAGAUGCAUCUGAGGAUUUGGUGACAAUCUACUUCGAAAACACCAGACGUUCUAAGGGGGGUCCUGUGUCUUCCGUAGUCAUGACACCCGAACUUCGGAAGUGCCUGGUCACCUUUGAAUCUCCUGAUGAUGCAGAGCGGACGAUAAGUUAUUCAUCUCAUGUUUUGAGCGGAGCAAGUAUACAAGUCUCACUGUUUGAAGAGGAGGAGGAAAGUGCCGUCGAUUCCGGUGAAAACGGAGAAGACGAAGAGGAGGAAGACGGCAUCACCAUUAUUGUCAGCGGCAUCAUGCCCUCCACCUCAGAGGAUGCAGUGAUCUUCUACUUUGAGAAUUCUAGACGAUCAGGAGGAGGCGAUGUCUCCGAGAUCCAUUUCAACGAAAAAGGGGAAGCGAUCAUAACUUUUUCUGAGGUUAAAGACCUGCAGCGCCUUCUCGAGGAGUCACACAAAAUUUACGGCCAAAUGAUAACAGUGGUAAGACAGCCUCCUUCGAAAAAAGUGCCGCUUGAUCCAUUAAGAGUUCAUGUUCAAGGAAUCAGCGAAACGACCACCAUAGAUUGUUUGACCUGUUAUCUGGAAAAGUUUGUUGAUGUUGAGGUUGAAAAUGUGUAUCUUGGUGCAAAGAAUAAUGCCCUGGCAGUUUUUGAAAGUGAACCAGACUUUGAAUCACUCUUGCAUAAAGUUAACAAAGAUAAAAAAGGCUUGGAGGGAAAGAAACCGCGCCUGGAAAGAGUAGCAGUCUGUUCAUGUAUUCUGGUCACGGGACUGAAGAAAGAGUCAACCGAUCACACCAUUGAGCUUUAUUUUGACAAUGAAAAACGAAGUGGUGGGAAGGAUGUCUACAGAGUGGAAAGGAUUAGGAAAGACCAGGCCUUAGUCUAUUUCGAGGAUCAUACAAGAGUUCAUGAUGUCAUUGCAAGAAGCCAGAGACAGGCCAACGCCCUUGACGGCGCUAUCUUGGAAGUGACGCCGUACUACCCUUUCCUGGGAAACGGAGAUGACGUUCAAUCUAGAAGUUGAUACCAUGAAUACAUUAAUCCCGGUUUAUCCCAAGGUAAACUGCUACUUGAGGAGCGCAGAGUGGCUGAAUUCCUACAUGGCUCGAUAGUCACGAUUUCACCCUCGGGAAGGGACCCUUCAUCAGAAGAACGAACUGAGAAGUUCAAGAGUUUCCUGCCUAUCCCUAGGAAGUGUGAUGUUUCUGUUCCUCCCGAAAUAUUUGUCGAGAUCUCAAAGCCCUGGCAAGAACUAACUUUCGAGAAAGAAAAAGCAAAUGGUCAGGUAUCGUAUGACCAUAGAAGGUUGGGCUUCAAAACAUUUUAGAACACUUAGAACACAAAGCGCAAAAGCUGCAAUACUUGAAUCUUAAAGUUGAGGACAACUCAGAACUGGUAAGCCAGGUUUGCAGCUUAACUGGUCAGAACAAGGUAGUUAAAAGCCAAAAUUAUUUUGUUGGAGAUUUCUGGAAAGAAAAGAACAUUCUCCCAAAAGCAGGAUUUGUCCUCAAGAGCUCAGAGCUUCAACCCUUUGCAUGGCUCUGUUUGCUUUCCGUCAGUUGUUUUUCCUCUUUCUUUACACGAGAACUUUUUUGGCAGCCGAAGUCGUGAAGCUAUUUUGAUAAAAUUGAGGCACGAGUUAAGACUGUGACGACCCAAAAAUGUCAUAAUUUGAGGAGGAUAUUUUACGUCGAUCAAUUUGAAGUUUCAACGACCUCCUACCCCUCCCCUCCCCCGACAACCGCCUGGUAUCCCGUGGGCAACCUUUCGGACAUUUGAACUUUGAAGAUUGGCUCUUUAAAAUUCCCCUCCCCCUUUCUGGGCCAAAAUUGCGUUCAAUGCCCCACCCAAUAUUGGAUGAUUCUUUAGCUUCUGUUGGGUUUUUUGCUUUUAAGUCUACGAAGUGAAAGUAGUAUUUAAGGCCAGUUGCUUAAGAAUGCAUACUCCUCAACCUUCAAACACCUCCAUCUAAAAACGUGUAUUAUCCUUUAAAAACUUGACUCUUCAGGUUCAAAUGCCCCACCACACUCAAGAAACGUUGAAAUUCCCUCCCCCGAUCAAAUGACCGUGGGUUGCCCAGGAGCGUGAAGAAGCUUGGAAUUGCGCAGUGCAUUAAUUUGAUUUCUUUAUUCUGAAGAUCGGCUGUCGAAAAAACCGUACGAAAGAUGAUCGGACCGAGCGUAACUCAAUAUUGUGACGAGACAGUUUGAACUUACGUGGAAAAGAAUGAACUAGAUAGAGCCCUCCCGCCGAAUAGACACUACUUUCCUAAGAUUACUCAUAAACUUUUUUUAACCAGUUCAAGCAACUGCUUUAAGUGUCAAUCGUGGGAGACAAAAGCCAUCAGUCAUUCUUUAGUGAGUUAAGUUAGAAAAUACACGCUAUUAUCCUUUUCUUAAACGAAAUAAAAAUCCAGUUCGACACUUUGGCACCUUGUUUUAAGAUUCAUCAGUUAUUAUCAUUUUCACUCUCGCCACGAUUUCCUUGGCCACCUGCUUCGAAAUUUUCUGAAAUUAGAGAAGGAAAAAACAGUCAUGAUGGACAGGGCAGACAUGCCUAUGGUCUGGUUCUAGUCAGAGGAUAGAAAGAGUAAGCAACCGUGCUCUAAAUAGAAUCAGGUAGAUGAGAGAAACGCUAAUUCAAACAUAUGAACAGCUGAAUUUCUUCUACAAGCGUUAAUCUUUCCUCGAACCAAAACGCUCGGCGAUAUCUUAGUAAAGAAAAACCUCAGCCUUGCAAAAUUGCAAGGAUUAUCCCCAGACUUAAGGAAUAGCUAUAAUAAGAGCAAAAUUUUUGUCAUGGUUAAAAAAUUUGUAGAAUUCUGCAUAGUAAAGAACUUGCAGUUUCGUACCUUGGUGAAUUCAACAUUUGAGUUUGCUCUUCGUUGCAGCGAGAGCUACAACCCGGGACAAAACUGUUGAGACAUUUCAAUGCAAUUUUUAAUUUCCCGCCGUACAACGAUCAUUUCCAAAAGGAACAAACUUGCCCCCCUCCCCACCCCUGGUAUAAUGUUAUUGGGGCUUAACAGCUCAAGGAUGCAUUUCUUGUGUUACUGCAAACAACAUUGCAAUAGGCGGGUUCAUGCUGACGUCAU
This is a messenger RNA of Stylophora pistillata, 4701 nucleotides long. RefSeq lists its product as uncharacterized. Gene Ontology annotation, molecular function: protein binding; RNA binding; zinc ion binding. Lineage: Eukaryota; Metazoa; Cnidaria; Anthozoa; Scleractinia; Pocilloporidae. The record is from RefSeq and is a predicted model, not a curated record.